AUGCUGGCGGCUUCCACGCAUGGCCUCCUUACGCAGCCAAGCCGGCUGCUUGUGCAAGUCGCUGAGCCGACUCCCUCCUGGUCAGCAUCCCGCUGCGGAAAUCUGAGAGCGAGGAGCCGGCGGAGCCGGAGUUCUCCCGGGCCCGGCGGGACGGCUUUUGGUGCCCUCGGGCUGUCCGGGGCACUCUCGGCAGCGGCGGCAGCGUCGGCAGCGUGGAAACGUCAACGGACGUGGCCUCGCGUGGCUCGAGGCUCCGUUCCGCUGGCGGAGCUCUUGGGGCCAGAACUGGCAGCAGACUGGCCGGAGCUGCAAGCUGUGGAGAACGAGGGCCUUUCCGUCGUCGCUGCUGACUUGUUGGACCUAGAUCGGUGCUUGAAGCUGGUGUCACAGGUCUUUCGUGUGUCGGAUUCUGAAGAGGAGAGUGUAAAGAAGGGCAUUGCUGGAAGGCUCGGAGCUCGUCGAAGUUUGGUGGGCCUUGAUGCGGCCUCACCGCGUCCCUUGCUCGCUCGACCAGCGCCCAAAGGAUCUGACGAGCGGCCAGAUUUGGGGCUGGUGCUUUGCCUGGAGCGUCUGGGAAGCGCGCAGCCAGAAGACUUCGCCGGCUUGGUGGAUUUAUCCCUCUGGCCGGACGAUGGCCGCAUCCGAGCGCCUGGUGCAAAAACGAAGCCUGCAGUGGCCAGCAAGCCCUAUGUGCUCAACCUUUGUGUGGACCCAGCCUACAGACGGAGGGGGCUGGCACGAAAGCUGAUGGGAAUCAGCGAGAGGCUAAUGUGUGACAUUUGGGGUGACAGCGAGGUGUGCUUGCAUGUAGAAGAUGACCAAAUCGCGGCGAACGAGCUGUACGAAAGACUGGACUAUGUCCCGGUAAAAUACACGUACGACAAAGAGUUUCCCUACACCAAGGCAGAAGCAAAAGUGCUGCGGAAAGUCACCUGGCGACGGAAGAUGUUGCCAGCACCGUCUCCAAACUCGCCGGCCCGCACAGGCGUGGCGCUGCCGGAGGGGCAGGCAAUCCCUGCUGCAAGCGCUCUGGAUCCAUACGACGACUUCAUCGAUCCAGACGAAGAUUUCGAGGAUGAAGAUGAAGAGGACGACGACGAAGAUGAAGACGAGGAGGAAGACCAAGACGAUCCGGAAGACUUCGACUGGGUCUCUUCCCUGAUGAACAUCGCCGCCCAGCCCUCCAAGCUUGGACCUUCGAAGAAAAGCCACGCAGAGCCGGGAUCCGCACUGACGAGAAGCCUCCGCGGAGCCGCCGCGGAGCCGCCGCGGAGCCGCGGAGAGCUGCCCCGAUUCGCUCGUCGGCCACGUCGGAAAAGAGCCGCUGUUUCCGGUCCUUCCAAGUUUCUCAAAAAAAUUGAGGAUCUGGACUGCAAAUGCCUUCUCGUUGUGGCACCCGAGCUGGAACAGCUUCGCACAAUUGCAGACUUGAGCAAAAAUGCAGAGGAUCAGAUGGGAAUCAUCCUCCUCAACGCUCGAAUACACGGUAACAAGAGCCGUAAGGCAAAAAAGAUUCCUCCGAGGUUGCUGGAAUAUUUGCAGAAGGAGUUCGAGCCAUCGUACCACGUCCGCUUUCCGGAACAGAAGAAGUGGCCAGACAACAGCAUCAUUUUCAGGCAGAUCUGCCCUGAUGGAGAGGGGCCUUGGAUUGUCGCGGUGCAGCGAGAGCUGGUGGGAGGAGCGGUGGUGACCAAUGAGGUUCUUCGGUCUGACCAUGAGCCAAGCGCCGACGAGAUCAGCGAGGCUUUCGAUCGUUAUGAGGCGAGCGACAAAGAUCCGUCUGAUACUAUUGCUGAGUUCCUGCGCAAGGACAGGAACAGUUGA
Messenger RNA from Symbiodinium sp. CCMP2592, 1824 nucleotides. The record is from the annotation of a GenBank genome assembly. NCBI's taxonomy places the organism in Eukaryota, Dinophyceae, Suessiales, Symbiodiniaceae.